Messenger RNA from Penicillium daleae, 1587 nucleotides. RefSeq lists its product as uncharacterized. NCBI's taxonomy places the organism in Eukaryota, Fungi, Ascomycota, Eurotiomycetes, Eurotiales, Aspergillaceae. The coding region runs from base 1 to 1587 and encodes 528 amino acids. The record is from RefSeq and is a predicted model, not a curated record. The transcript is spliced from 2 exons.
AUGUCCCCUGCAGCGAUUCCCGAGGAGCUGCAGCCGCAGCCGCAGCCGGAUCUGCACCAGGAUCAGCUCCAAGCCGUGGGCAAAGCAUUCGAUGCCCUGCUACUAACUCUGUUCCGACUUACCCACAGACACAAUGACCUCAAGCAAUACACCGAGGAGGCUUUCAAACAGUAUACAACCGUGACAAGAUUACUGCCACCUCAAGAUAGGCCUCAUGCGAUGGAGGUGCAGCAAAGGUUAUUGGAUCAACAGAAAAUAUUGUGUGAGGGCCUUGUACACAGCCAGUCGCCCGUCGAAGAACAGUCGUUGAGUUCAAUGGAAAUAAUGAAGACGCUCGUUUUGCACCAAAAUGUAGACGAAAAUACCAUGCGGGCCAUCGCGGACGGGGUCAAAGGGUACAAGGCUCUGCUCCGCUCCGAUGGCCUGUCCCAAAUAUCCUCCGAGAACUCCUGCCUCCUCGCACGCGGUCCGGACCCCUCGGUUCCCCUGGAGCAAGACUUCACUACCAACGGGACCCAGGGUAGUCUGCACUGUCCCUUUUCCAAACCCAAGUCUCCCCGGUCGGGCAGCGACAUGGGGUCUAAGAAAGAUGACGGUGGACCUAAGAUUCAGAUUGAUACCUGCGGACACGAUCACCUGGACCCGAUCAAGGCCGAUCAGGAAGAGCGGCGGUCCAGUACUACCCCUUCCGUCGGUCGAUCUUCCCAAGGGCGAUGCCCCGUAUCUCGAUGCCCUAUUCGAUACCUGGACAAGCAUUCACCGGAAGAGAUUGCCGAAUACGUGGAGCGACAUAAACAUGAGAUCCCACGGAGCCAUGCCAUCUGCGUGAAGCGAUAUCAGCGAGAUCCCCAGAACAUGCGGCAGCUGGAUGCCAAGUACGGCGGCCUGAUUAACAUGAUCAGUGGCCUCAGUGCGAAACACCAGGCUUUCCUCCCGGAGCGAGAGACCAACGGCGACGGCGAAGGUGAAGGCGAGGGUCGCUCUGCCCACUCCACGUCCCCAGAGCGAGUCGAGAAAUGGGCCGAGGAGGUGGACCCGGUGACUCCAGUACCACCCACGCAACAAGUCGAGGAUCGCGAGAGUCGCUUCGAUCGUCCUCUCCGUGAAGUUCGAGUAGGCGAAUCCCCAAGCCGGCCUUGGGGUAUUCCGGUUCCUAUCACCGAAGAACCACUUGCCGGAUCGACCUCUGGUCCAGUAUCCCCCGAGGCGGUUCCCGUUGAUCCUUUGAAUCGGCCUUCUGGCGAGAUACCGGCUAAACCAGUAGGUCGGUGUCCAUUCGGUCACGAUGCUCCCAAGGCUGCCUCCGCUGCUAGUCCUCCUGCCCCGGCCCCGGCACCGGCCCCAGCUCCAGUGCCCGCCGUCCACCUUGAAUCUCCCUGGUCUAACUGGGGCAACUUUGACAACGUGGGCAAGGGCGAGACCACUGAACACGGAGCGACCAAUAUGGGCGACGGUUCUCCCAAGACCGAUACCAACACUCUCCCUACACAUGUCACCUUCAACGGACCGGUGUUCUUUGGAUACUCCGCCGAGCAGACGGCCAGUCUGAUGCAGCAACUGGCGCAACUCAACCUGGGCAAAUCUUAA